ACCUUCCCCCGGAUUUCACCUAUAAAGGCACUUACACCACUUUUGAAAGUCCCAUUUUCCUAGAACUGGGAUUUUUCCUUUGAGGUUUUCAGAGCUAGAAAAAGGCUUCUAUCUGUUUUCUUCCCCGAUUUUCUACUUUCCCUUGGUAUGAUGUCGUACUCCAGAAGGUCAAGGUAUUCUCGCUCGCCAUCCCCGAUCAAGCGAUACGGUCGGUCUAUCUCGAGGUCUUUGUCCAGAUCAAGGUCGAGAAGUCGAUCCAGGAGUCCAAUGAGUGAUGUUGAGAAUCCGGGUAACAAUUUGUACGUUACCGGGCUGUCGCCUCGGAUCACGAAGAGAGAACUCGAGAAGCACUUUUCAACAGAGGGGACGGUGGUGGAUGUGCAUCUUGUGGUUGAUCCCUGGACAAGAGAAUCUCGUGGGUUUGGGUUUGUAACAAUGUCGAAACUUGAAGAGGCUGAUCGCUGUAUCAAGUACUUGAACCGUUCUGUACUUGAAGGCCGUGUUAUUACGGUGGAGAAGGCUAGGAGAAGAAGAGGGCGUACUCCAACUCCAGGACGGUAUCUUGGCCUCAGAACAAUACACGUAAGGAGAGGAACUCCAAGCCACUCUCCUCGUCGUUCUCCUAGCUAUUCUCCUUACCGAGGGAGUCUGAGCCGCUCACCUGGAUCAUCAUCUGACAGAAGUAGAAGCAUAUCAUACUCUCCCGAUUACCGACGCAGAAGAUCACACAGGCGCAGGUCAUACUCACCAUAUGAUAGCCGACGCCGAUCCUAUUCUCGGUCAAGGUCUCCUUAUAGCAGGUCACCAGUGCGCCACCGUGACCGGGCCUACUCGCCAUGUGAUUCAAGGGACUACUCACCAGAUGGCCGUUAUUACGGAAGCAGGUAUCGCUGGAGGGACUACUCACCAGAUGACCGUUAUUAUGUAAGAAGAUAUCGCUCCAGGGACUACUCACCAGAUGACCACUACUAUGAACGAAGGCACCGGUACUGUUCUGUAUCCCCUAGUGUUUCACCCAGGGUGAGGGGAAGCUCGAGAAGGAGCUACUCACGUAGUCCCUCACCUAGACCUAAGAUUUCCAGGAGGAGCUACUCCCGAAGUGUUUCACCAGAUAGGCGGAGUGUUUCUCGAAGCAUUUCUCCUAGCCGGAGUAGCUUAAAGUCUGGGAAACGUAGCUACUCUAGGAGCAGGAGCCGGAGCCGGAGUGUCAGCGCAACUUCAAGGUCAGAUACUCCGUCUUGAGGGUUGAAUGAGAACUUGGUUUUUCAUCUUAGAAGCUGAAGUUUGUCGUUGCUCUUUUCUGUGCAGUUACCUUCCUAUUAUUAAUAGCUUAGUGUGUUCGUGUGGAGUCGAUGUUACUUUUGGAUGAUUUGAUAUUAGUUACAAUAUUGGCAUGUAUUGAUUUCUUUUCCUAUUAGCGUGUGUAAAUGGUGAUUAUUAUGCUAAUGGUUUACGUCGUUGAUAAUUAAUUAGAAUAAUACGAGUUCCUGGGGUUAAGACUCCAUUGGGAUUUUUUCGUUUUU
This is a messenger RNA of Humulus lupulus (European hop), 1523 nucleotides long. RefSeq names its product serine/arginine-rich splicing factor SR45a. Lineage: Eukaryota; Viridiplantae; Streptophyta; Magnoliopsida; Rosales; Cannabaceae. Bases 148 to 1242 code for a protein of 364 amino acids. Gene Ontology annotation, biological process: positive regulation of mRNA splicing, via spliceosome. The transcript is spliced from 7 exons. Gene Ontology annotation, cellular component: spliceosomal complex. The record is from RefSeq and is a predicted model, not a curated record. Gene Ontology annotation, molecular function: RNA binding.